Molecule: messenger RNA, 2393 nt
Organism: Capsicum annuum
Lineage: Eukaryota; Viridiplantae; Streptophyta; Magnoliopsida; Solanales; Solanaceae
Product: VIN3-like protein 3
Exons: 5
Coding region: 346-2160 (604 amino acids)
Biological process (GO): vernalization response; epigenetic regulation of gene expression
Source: RefSeq, a predicted model, not a curated record
CAUUUCUGUAAAUUUCUGACAACCAUGCCUACGACAACAACAUAUACUAUUAUUAUUAUUAUAGGAGUAUUAUUUUUUCUUAUUCCUCUUUUUCCUAUCCUACUUUUUAAUGCUUACCCUUCACUCUUCAACCCCCCCUCCCCACUCCACACUGGCCCCUUAAAGCACAUACACACAAAAAGUAGUAAACAAUGUUGUUGUUCUUGUUUUGAGAUUUUCUUGAUCUCAUAAAGGUGCUUUCUUUUUAUCAGCAUUGUUGUAUUUUUGGUCAGUUCUUACUAAGUGGGGUUUUCUUGUUUGAUUCAAGGUAUGAGAAAUCAAUAGGGUGCUAUAAUUUUUACUGCUAUGGAGUCUACAUUAUCAGGAGCAAUUUUCACCGUGACAGCUAAAUCUCAAGGUCUUGUUCUUGAUCCCUAUAAAUUUAUCCAAUUGAGUAUGGAAGAGAAAAGGCAAUUAGUACAUGAAAUUUCUCAAUGCUCUGAAGAUGCGCCAAAGAUCUUGAGUUCGUUGACCAGAAAAGAACUUCUAGAUAUUAUAUGUGCUGAGAUGGGCGAAGAGAGAAAAUACUCGGGCUACACAAAAUUCAAAAUGAUAGAUCACCUUCUAAAGCUGGUUUCUUGCAAGUCCACUGCAAAUACUGGUUCUGCCUUCAAAAGGCAACGGAAGCAAGAGUAUCAAUGUCAACUUUCUAUUCAGAAUGAUGAAGCUAAUUGGGAGACGGAAAGCAAAACCCAGAUUCUACUCUGUCCUAAUCUGGUAUGUAGAGCUACUCUUGAAAGAGAUGAUGUUUUCUGCAAAAGAUGUUCUUGCUGCAUUUGUCAUCAGUACGAUGAUAAUAAAGACCCUAGUUUGUGGUUAACCUGUGAUUCUGAUUCUCAAGAUGAAACUAAGCCAUGUGGAUUGUCGUGCCAUCUAAAAUGUGCACUUGAGCAUGAACUAUCUGGCAUAUGGAAGAAUUCCAUCAAUCCUAAAUUGGAUGGAGAUUUCUAUUGUGUUUCUUGUGGAAAAGUUAACGGGCUGAUGAGGACCUUGAGAAAACAAUUGAUGACAGCAAAGGAGGCGAGAAGAGUUGAUGUGCUGUGUUUAAGAAUCUCUCUAAGCCAUAAAAUCCUGGAGAAAACUGAGAAAUACAAAGGACUGCUGAAAGUUGUUGAAUUGGCUGCUGAGAUGCUGAAGAAUGAAGUAGGGCCUCUUGCACAGGCAUCAGAGAGAAUGGAUCGCAGGAUAGUGAACAGGCUUUCUUGCGGUACUGCAGUUCAGAAGUUGUGUGACUCUGCAGUGGAAGCUUUUGAUUCCACGUUUCCGAACCAAUACUCUAAUCAUAUGAAAAAGGAAGAGACUCCGAUGUCGUGCCGGAUACAUUUUGAGGAGCAAUCUCCAUCUAAAGUAACCGUUGUCUUCAAUUAUGAUGAUUUAAUGUUGAGCGAACUUAUGGGCUUCAAAUUGUGGUACCGAAAGUCCACAGAAAACAAAUACCCAGACGACGCAACUUUUACUGCUCUAAGCCCUGUGAAGAGAUUUAAGCUGGAUGGUCUUGAUCCUUCGACACAGUACUUCUGCAAGGUUUGUUUCUUCAGCAAGGCAGCAACUUUGGGGGUUCAAGAAGUGAAAUGGGUAACACCUGCUGUACAGACGCGCUACAAGUCAGGUUCAAACGAAGUACAUAGGGAGAAAGAUAAUGCUACUACAGAUAGUACACUGAUGCAUCCCGAGUCAAUGAGUUCUACUGACAACAAACUAACAACUUAUAUUGAAAGCAAAGCUAAUGCAUUUCCCAUAUCCCCUCCUUCCAAGAUGCACAUGCCUUUAGCUAGUCCACUUUCAAGUGCACCUGCCACACCUUGCCAAACUGAUGGGUCAAAGGAGGUGCAAUUGAGUGGCGUAGUACAAGUGAAGGAAUGUGAUUACGAGUAUUCUGUACGGAUCAUCAAAAAGUUGGAGCACGAGGGCCUCAUAGAAACAGAUUUCAGAGUGAAGUUCUUGACUUGGUUCAGCUUGAAAGCCACACCACAAGAGAGAAAGGUAGUUAGAGUCUUCAUUGACACCUUCAUCGAUGACCAUUCAAGUUUGGCGGGGCAACUCACAGAUACAUUCAUGGAUGAGAUAUGCCCGGAGUCUAAAGUUGACCUACAUGCUCUCUGUAGUAGAUUCUGGCAUUAAAAACACAUCUACUUUCUGAAAUUAGCUAGGUAAAACAAUUUUCAUAGUUGAUCCAACUAACCAAUCUUUGAUAACUUAUGCUCUGAAAUUAUUCUUGUGAAUCGUAUUGGCAGAUGUUAUCUCUAGAGAUAAAAGAGAUUUCAAUCUUGAAGUAAACCUGUUAUCGGAACAGGCUUUGAUGUUAUUGAAGGAUAAUAACAUUUCCAGUAAGAUGGGAAACCUUCAUGAUCCAA